AUGGUGCCAUCAUGGAAUGAAAGAAGUGAAAUAUUGCCCCCUGGAUCACAGAGUGGGCUGAACAUCUCUGGCGUCAGUUUACCUAAAGGUCAAGACAUACGUUUGCUAGAAGGAAACCUCACCACAGUCUUCCUCCCUCUCAUUUACAUCAUCGUCUUCAUUGUGGGGUUGCCCACUAAUGCAACAUCCCUCUGGGUGUUCCUCUUCAGGACAAAAAAGAAGCAUCCAUCGUCCAUCCUAAUGGCCAAUCUAGCACUGGCUGACCUGCUCUUCAUCAUUUGGCUCCCACUGAAGAUCACUUACCACUUCAACCGCAAUAACUGGACCUUCGGGGAGCCACUGUGUAAAGUCCUAGUGGGGUUUUUCUAUGGGAAUAUGUACUGCUCCACUAUCUUCAUAGCAUGCAUCAGUGUCCAGCGCUACUGGGCGAUUGUGCACCCACUUUCUCGGAAACUGAGCAACCAUGUAACAGUGCGUGUAUGUGUUUGUGUGUGGAUUGUAGUCUGGCUCCUCACUGUACCACUCUACCUGUAUAAACAGACUAUUAAAGUCAGCAAUCUCAACAUAACCACCUGCCAUGACGUCACUUGCCCAAACCAAACACAUUUUCCUGUUGGAUAUUUCCUGACCAUGGGCAUUGUGGGAUAUGUAGUUCCCUGUGUGGUGUGUACAGUGGCGUAUUUGCGAAUAUUAUGCUCUCUCAGGAAAUCUAUGAAUGUCAGCAGCAACAAGCAGAAGCGGAAGGCUAUAACCCUCAUGAUCAUUGUGCUGGUGAUGUUCCUGGUCUGCUUCACUCCCAGUAACAUCACACUGAUGGUACAUUUCUCUCUGCUGGCUCGAGGGACUGGGAACAACACUUACGGCUUGUACAUCAUCAUGCUGUGCCUGUCCAGCCUCAACAGCUGUCUGGACCCAUUUGUGUAUUAUUUUAUCUCAGAUGAGUUCAGAGAUCAUGUGAAGAACAUGUUAAGUUGUCACAGUGCACGUUCAGCUGAUAUGAAGGUGGCCUUCAGACCCGUGAAGGUCUCCACAGAAUCUUCAUCUUACACUUGGGAAGCGGGUGACAGGCGGAGCAGAACGCCUUGCCCUUUUAAUGAUUCAAACUGCUUGCUCCCUUGA
Colossoma macropomum (tambaqui) is the source of this 1119-nucleotide messenger RNA. Its product is annotated as proteinase-activated receptor 2-like. Gene Ontology annotation, cellular component: membrane. The coding region runs from base 1 to 1119 and encodes 372 amino acids. The record is from RefSeq and is a predicted model, not a curated record. NCBI's taxonomy places the organism in Eukaryota, Metazoa, Chordata, Actinopteri, Characiformes, Serrasalmidae. The transcript is spliced from 2 exons. Gene Ontology annotation, molecular function: thrombin-activated receptor activity. Gene Ontology annotation, biological process: thrombin-activated receptor signaling pathway; phospholipase C-activating G protein-coupled receptor signaling pathway; positive regulation of Rho protein signal transduction.